AUGAUUUUUAAAAAUUUGUUUUUAGCCAUUUGGCUCCCUCCCCCAAAUUGGCACUUUAUAAAAACCUUCUGUACUAUUUUCCCCCUCCCUCUCUCCCUCUACUACCUCCAAGAUGGUAGGAAAGUUGUUGUUUUGGAGGGCAGAGGAACCGCUCUCUGAUGUUAUGUCCUCUCGGUGCCUGUAGUGGUGCUGUAGGAGGCUGCUGGCUCUCUUCUUGAGCAGCCCCAGCAGCCCUGCCUUCUUUGCUGGAGAAUAUAUUCAGGGAUUCCCCUUAAUAAUCACCUACCCUCUGAGCACUUUGUAGUUUUAAAAUAAUAAAGAGCCCCCAAAGCUUCCUCCCCACAAAAAUCAGGAUCUUCUCAGAGCCAGGGGGGCAGCAGCUCCUCAGCACAGAGCCCGAGCCCAUUCCCAGUCCCUCUGCUGGGGAGGAAACUCUGAUCUGUCAGCCCAACAGAGGGAAAGGGGGGAGAGGAGAGAGAGGAGAAAAAAAAAGCAGCUGGAAAGGGAAAGGAACGUCUGGUAGUUGUGAAGUGAGCCCACUGGAAAGCCAGCCAACACGCUUCACCCAGCACAGACAAUCUGCUUCAUCUUGAUUCAUCAUCAUUCCAGGAUAGUGGUGUCCUUGGGGCUCUCUCUUAACAUUGAUAUGAUACAGAAGAUUUAAAAUCAGCUGAUGUUCACAAGGAAUAGAGUCACGUGAUGUAUGAAGGCAAACACAUACACUUCUCUGAGGUUGACAAUAAGCCCUUGUGCUCGUAUAGCCCCAAACUGUGCAAGCAGAGGCGACUUAACGGCUACGCCUUCUGUAUCAGACACGUUCUGGAGGACAAGACUGCCCCCUUCAAGCAAUGUGAAUAUGUGGCCAAGUAUAACAGCCAACGCUGCACCAACCCCAUCCCCAAAUCUGAGGAUCGUAGGUACUGCAACAGCCACCUGCAGGUGCUUGGCUUUAUACCGAAAAAGGAGAGGAAGAAAAAGAAUGAUCCCAUAGAGGAGGUAAAGGUCAGGCAUCAGAUGGAUACUAUGGCCUUCAGUCUGACAGUGCCCACCUUGGCCUUGAAGAUGCCCAAUGGGCUGGAUGGGAUGUCCCUCUCCCCUCCCGGGGCUAGGCUUCCUCUCCACUACCUGGAGGCAGAACUAGAAGACCCCUUUGCUUUCAACGAGGAGGAUGAUGACCUAAAGAAAGGGGCAACGGUGAGGAAAAAGUUGCAGAGCAAGUUGGCUCAAAACCGGCAGCGCCAGAGAGAGACAGAGAUUUUAAAAGUUCGCCAAGAGCACUUUAGCCCCCUUCCUGCACCUUUGCAGCAGCAGCCUCUGCAGCAGCAGCACUCCCAUCUGCCACCUUCAUCAGCUUCGUUAAAGCCGACAGGGCUACCGCAGGGCUUAGUCUGCAAGUCACCUCAACCUCCGAACACCAGCCUACCAAUGCAGGGAGUGGCACCCACCACACACACUAUAGCACAAGCCCGGCAGUUGUCUAACAAGAGACCUCUGCCCCUCCUGCCACCUGCUAGGGCUCCGGUCACGGACCCUCCGAGGACUGAUCGGGUCCUAAUGAAAGCCACAGCCUUCUCUCCGCACUCAUCCUGCAUGAGCCGGCUACAGAGACUGGUGAAACUGUGCACUCGAAAACAGCAGCUGGACACUGAUCUGUUUCCACAUCUAGGGCUGGAUUGGUCUGAAGACAGUGGAGAGGAGUUCGAGGAUUCAGAGCAAGCCUCCCCUUACCAGGUCGCGUGGUCUAUCCGAGAAAGCCUCGGCUAUGAAAGACAUGAGUCCGAUGAUGACAAUGCAGAUGACAGGAGUUCCAGGGUGACCAGACUUUGCACUUACUUUCAGCAGAAAUACAAGCACCUCUGCCGCCUGGAGCGGGCAGAAUCCCGUCAGAAGAAAUGCCGGCACACACUCCGGAAAGCCUUGCUGCAGGCGGCCAGCAGAGAGCCGGAGCGUGCUGGGCAACUGAUACAAGAGCUCCGGAGAGCGGCCUGUGCUCGUACCAGCACAAGCCAAGCGAGGCAGAGAGAUGCAGAACCGACAACCUGUAGUGGGACUUCGAAGGGAGAACAGUGCACUAACAAGGCCCUUCCAUUCACCAGGCAUUGUUUUCAGCAUAUCUUAUUGAACCGUUCUCAGCAGCUCUUCUCAAGUUGCACAGCCAAGUUUGCAGAUGGUCAACAGUGCUCUGUGCCAGUUUUUGACAUUACACAUCAGACUCCUCUGUGUGAAGAACAUGCCAAAAAAAUGGACAAUUUCUUGAGAGGGGACAGCUCCCGUAAAGUUCAGCACCAGCAGCAGAGGAAACCCAGGAAAAAAACAAAGCCACCUGCACUUACCAAAAAACAUAAGAAGAAGAGAAGGCGAGGCCCACGCCGGCCCCAGAAACCUAUUCCUCCUGCAGUGCCCCAAGGGAACCUCACCAUGCCUGCCAGUGUCUCACUGCCAGUAGAGAUGCCCCACAUACGGAGCCCCUCCACCCCAGAGCUGAGUGCCGAUGAGCUGCCUGAUGAUAUCGCCAAUGAAAUUACAGACAUUCCACAUGACUUGGAAUUGAAUCAGGAGGACUUCUCUGAUGUCCUGCCACGGCUGCCUGAUGACUUGCAAGAUUUUGAUUUCUUUGAAGGUAAAAAUGGAGAUCUCCUUCCGACUACAGAAGAGGCUGAAGAACUGGAACGGGCCCUACAGGCUGUAACUUCUCUUGAGUGCCUGAGUACCAUUGGAGUACUUACACAGACAGAUGGUGUGCCAGUUCAGGAGCUGUCAGAUAGAGGGAUAGGGGUGUUCUCUACAGGUGCUGGAGCUCCAGGAAUGCAGUCCUUGAGUCGAGAGGUUAACACGGAUCUGGGGGAGCUGUUGAAUGGGCGUAUAGUACAUGAUAAUUUCUCCGGUCUGGAGCUGGAUGAGAACUUGCUCCGUUCUGCUACCUUGUCCAACCCACCUACGCCCCUGGCAGGGCAGACAGGGCAAUUCUCAGCCCCAGCCAACGUCGGCCUUACUUCUGCCACUCUGAUAAGCCAGAGUGGCCUUGGGGAGAGAGCCUUCCCAGGACAGUUUCAUGGACUUCAUGAUGGCAGCCAUGCCUCCCAGAGGCCCCACCCUGCCCAGCUGCUGAGCAAGGCAGAUGACCUGAUCACCUCACGACAGCAAUACAGCAGUGACCAUUCACACUCCUCACCCCAUGGAAGCCAUUAUGAUAGUGAGCAUGUGCCGUCUCCCUACAGUGACCAUAUCACAUCCCCUCACACCACAUCCUUUCCUGGUGAUAACUUGGCAGCUACCUUCUCAGCAGAGAUGCCCAUGAUGGCACAGCACUUGCUCCCAACUCAGCUGGAUGUGCCACUUAGCGGGGUGGUCAACCCCAGAACUCACUGGGGAAAUCUUCCUGUCAAUCUUGGGGACCCCUCUCCGUUUAGCAACCUUCUUGGUGCAGAUGGACACCUCCUGUCCACCUCCCUGUCCACACCACCUACCACCUCGCACUCAGAGACCACACAGCCUGCCUUCGCCACUGUGACCCCCAACAGCUCCAGUGUGCUUCCGGGGUUACCACAGACCAGUUUCAGUGGCAUGGGUCCUGCCUCCGCUGAACUCAUGGCCUCCACCUCCCCUAAGCAACAGCUCCCUCAGUUCAGCGCAGCCUUUGGGCACCAGCUGAGCUCCCACAGUGGCAUCCCCAAGGACCUGCAGCCCAGCCACAGCUCCAUAGCUCCUCCCACGGGCUUCGCAGUGACCGGUGCCACCGCUACCAGUACCAAUAAUGCAUCUGCGCCCUUCACCACCUCCAACUGAGCUUGUCUGCCUGGCUCUGUGCAGGUAGAUGGGGGACCUGUGUUUUCUAUCUUUCCUUUCUCCUUCCUUCCUUUUCUUUAUUUUUUCUGUCCUCUCUUUUUUUUUCUUUUUUUUUUUCUUAAGAGGGGGUUAAGAAGAAAACCCCUGCUUCAGUACUGACCAGGGUUAGCCCCCUGUGAACCUUGCUGUAGCGUUCACAUGUGCUUGUUAUGCACCGGUGCUCAUUUAUUGCAGGCAGGUUCACCGUUCCCCAAUAAUUCCUUAAGGAUACAGCACAGUUACUGGAUGUAAUUGAUCUUAGCAGUAAGACCUAGAAAUGGGAAGAUACCUCAGAUUACUGAUGCAUGUUACUGUUUCCUAGGGUUCGGAUCAGUGCUUGCCAUCCCAUUAGCAUCUGCUAUAAAGUUUUCCUGUGGGCAGAAGUCUUGAUUUUUAUUUUUUAAUUUUUGAUUUUCUCUCUUUUUUUAAAAAACAAACAAACAAAGUUUUUUUUUUUUUUCCAAAGGUAGCAUCUGGCAUUGAAAACUUGGCUGCACACAUUGAUUUGAGAAUGGUGCACUGAAGUCCUAAAACAAGACCAUGGUUCCGGGAUGAGUUUGACAGUUUCUUAAAAUAGUGUCUUGACCUCCUCCGUGUGCGUGUGUGUGUUUGGGGUGCAGGGAGCAGCAGUUCCUUUUCUUUUGGUGAAGAAGUGGGAGUUAUUCCCUUCCAGAACUGGUCACUGUUCUUACUGCAUGCUGACUUUUGUUUUUUAUGAUGACGAUUUUUAAUUCAUUGAGCAGCAAGGGGACCAAUUGACUGGUUGCCCAGAAAUCUGAAGGCUGAUGCAAAGUUAGCCCAGGGAAAAAGAAAAAAAAAAAAAAAAAAAAAAAAGAAAACCAGAAAGAUUGAAACAGAAUCAUGGUACAAGUGAGGAUUCCUGUGCAGAAAUUCCCUCCCUUGCUGAAUUACUGUGGCCUUGUAGCAUUGAUGAUUUGCCUUUUCAAGUGUGGCUUUGUCCCAGACUCCUUGCCUGACAGGCUGACAGGUAUUUCCCAGCUGAAACUGGAAGAAUUCGGUUGGUAUUCUGCCCAUCCACACAAGUCUAGUUCAGACCCUUUGGUAAGUUCCAAAUGGAUGCAUUUCUCAAAUUAUUACUAGCUACUGAGACUUUCUUGGUUAGCUUUUUUUCCCCUGGGAGCCAUAUAGUUUUUGAGACACUUGUGGGAUUUGAUGCUCUGUACGUGAAGCUGAAUGUAUGUAAGGAACUAGCAGGUAACUAUCAGUAGUCAUGGCUAACCAAAAGAGAAAGCUCUAAAGCAAAAGAGGGAGAUAAGAAUUCCUCUUGUCUGCAGGACAGUUCUGCUUUUACUGCCUACCUGCUGAAGAUAGUAUUAAGACUCUUUGGUAGUAAUUUCAGUUCUUAAAGAAUGGAGUCCACUAGCUUUUAGAUUUAUUUUAUUAAUCCAAGGGAUAACAGCAACAGAAAUCCUGAGGUGUUUACUUGUAUCUCUUUAUCAGGAAGUGAGAAAAGAAAUUUGCUUGUGACUUUAUAGGGCUCAAACUUGCUACUGUACUCUGACUUGGACUGUAAAAGUAGCUUCUGUUUAAUUAGUAUAAGUCUCUAGUCUUCUUGGUUUGUUUCUGAGAUGCAGAUGAGAGAGAACAGAAAAACCCACAUUUCAGUCUCUGACUGUAGAAGACAUUUCCUUCUACCUUACAAUAAAACAUCCUACCUGCAUGUAUUCUAGUCUAAUCCAGGAAAUGGAGAUACCAAGCACAUGUUAUAGGGAGGCCUAAUACAUUGUUUGAGCAAGGGAUCAUUGAACUAAGUUUAAUUAGUAUAGAAAUACAUUUUUAGCAGUCAGACCCACACCAAAAUCUCUGACCCAAACCUCUCCUUUCGUCUUGUUAAGGAACGGAGUGUAAAUGGGACAGGUCUUGUCUUUUCACUAUCAUAGCAAUCAUACUAUCCCAUUUCUUGAAAGAUCUGUCCUCCUUAAACAUAAAGGAGUAUGGAUGAUGUGUAUGUCCUGUCUGAAAUUGCAAGUGUAUGUGGGUGGAGGAAACAAAAAUGAUUUUGAUGCUUCUGUUGUUAUGAAGUCCUUAUUUCAUACUUGGUAAAAUAGAUCUUAAUAAUAUAAGCCGAAUAUUUUUAAGUGGUGAUUUAAAUAUGUUUGUAACAUUUAAAUGUUUUUAAAUCAUGUAAAAAGUUGAAUUGAAGCCUAUGAAAUCCUGCUUGUGAUUGUCCUGCUGAUUGAGGAAUGCCCAGUGGUAUUGUGAAAUGAGGCAAAUCUGACAAGGCAUUUAUUUAUUUUUGUAUUAUGUUCCCCACACUUUGUUCAGGAGACAACUGUUUGAUUUGCAAAUGAUUUUCCUUGUGUCCAUAUACCUUCUUCAAUGUGUUCUGGAUGACUGGCUGAAAAAGAGUGGAGAACUAGUAUACCAAAUGGUUAAUUCUUUAAUCUGCUUGUGUAUUCAUGUCAUUUUAGAGGAUGUUAAUUUCUUAAAUUGGUUUCAGGACUUUGGUCUUGAAAUUAUUCUUGUGCCCAUCAAACUCUCCAAUGAAGCUGCAGCUAGUGCAGAUUAAUUUGCCCCACAUUAGAUUUCUCUUUCUUAGCAAGUGCUGGGUGGGAAGGAAGGAGAGGAGCCUGAAGUCAAGUUCUGCUUGCUCACAUCGGUAUAAAUUUCCGAGGAGCUCUUUGGUUUAAGGUCACUGUGUGUUUGUACUGGUGUAACUCAGAACAAAAUUCAGCUCCUAACCUAAGCAUUGAUUUAGUCAGGAAAUUUUAAAAAUUGUCAAAGCUACGCAGGUUCAUAAUUCCCAUUUGAAAUCAAUGGCCAUUAUGUACCUGUAUUCCUUUAAGGCAGCCUAGGAUAUCAACUCUCUUCCCCCACUUAGACUUCAGUUUUGUAUAUCCCUAGAUGUCUUUUCCCUGAAAAGUGACUACGUAACAUUUUUCAAUGAGCAAACUAAGUUUGCAAUAAAGCUGCACUAUUAAAAAUAAACUUCUGUUUGUAUACAUUUUAAAUAGGAAUCCCUCUGUCCGGUCUGAUACAGAGUUCUGAAAUGGGCCACCACUCUUGCCUUUUCCUGGUUCACCUCCCAUUUUUUCACGGCCAACAAUACAGCCUACCAAGCAGUUAGGGGGUUUUGAUCUUAGGUUUACAGGGCGAAUUCUGCAGGUGGGCUUCUACACCAACACAACUCAUUGAGUUCAGUGAAUCAGCGUCUUAAUGUUGGGUAUGAGAGACCCAAUUUGAGAGUUUGUGCAGCCAGAGAUGUUUCACACCUCUUCCUCUGGGAUGUACUGCAGGUCUAGUUAAGGUAGUCCUUACGGUUGCUAUUUAUGUGGUUCCCUAAUAGAGUCCAUGCUCUCUUGCAGAGGUUUUUGAAUAUCAUCUCCUCAUACAGCAAUUAGCACUCUAAUCACCCUUUCACCAAAGAGUCAGUGUAGCAAUUCAGUCCAUUCAUUUGAGAUGGUCAAUAUCUAUCUCGUCCUUUACCUGUUAACAAAUUGAAUAAAGAUAGUUUAACUUAAAAGUUAAUUUCCUUACAUAAGAUUUCAGUUUUAAAGAAUAGAGGGGGAAAAAAAGAGGCCUAGAAAAAAAUGCCAGUAAGAUUGGUUUUGGUUAAUAGCAGCUCCUCAAUUAAUCUUUGUACAAAAGUGUAAGUACUGACAGAAUGACACGUAAUGGUGUAUGGAGGCUGGUCAGAAGCAGCCUCAUGUUGGCCUGGUGUCUAAGACAUUGUUAGACAUGCUUUGAUGUUUCCUUUCACUUAGGAAGAUUUCAUGCCAGCUUUGAGGGGAGCUGUAUGUACUUUGAUACCUCAAGGCUGAUUUGUUCUUGGGCUUUGUAAUGGCUGUGAUGCAAGAAGAUGGAAAAGAUGCUUUGUGUUGUCCUCUCCUGCCUUCCAGUCCCUCCCAGGUUCUUGCUUAGUUCUCUUGUUGGUAGCAAGCUUCUCUGUAUCUUUGGGCAGAGAAGUUAGUGAAACAUUUGAGCUGAUAAUGCUGAGGGGUAGCACAGGUGUAGGUCUGCCUCUGGCCCUGUGGAGAAGACUGCAACAGCUAGAUGUCCCACUUCACCCAGCAGGCUAGCGAAUGAGGAAUCAUACCUCUCAUUUGCAGACAUUGAAAAAUGCCUUGAAGGUUACAGCCUGUUAGGUAAAAAUCAGAGAUGGUGUCACAAAUACAAAUGCAAGGAAAAAGAUACUAACAACCAUCCAUAACUGGAAGGAGAAGCCAAGGGAAGUUGCUGCUUUUUUGAAGAGGGAGGAGCUGUUAGUUCAGAAAUUUGGAAGCCCUGAUGUAAGCUGUUAGGUACAGUCUGAUGCAGCUGGCUCCAGGACACGGCACAGGCAAAGGGCCUGCAGCUGAACAUGCAGACUAGUAGCCAAAUUCAUUUUGGAGCUUCAUUUUGCUGUAACCACAUCUAAAUGCAGUCUAGAAUUGAAUUGGCUUGCCAGGGUCUCAAGAAGAAGUAAAAUAAAGCCUGUAAAGGUGUCUUCACUGAGAAGUUGGCCCUAGUGGUUAAAAACAUGUGGAGUUGGUCCGCAUCCAAAACUCCAGCUACUCCACCUGUUGCUGCAGCAGCAUGGCUGUUGCAUUUCACUGUAGGCCUCGGCAGCGCUGAUGAACACCAGCUCAUCAGCAGAAGAGCCAGGUCCUGGUGUCGACUUUUUGCAGACUCUGGAGGGCAGGGACAGUGGCAGGAGGAGUUUUCGGACAGCUUAACCUACAGUAAGGUGUUUGUGUGGGUGUCUGGGCAGCUUUCCUGAUGGGAUAUUUCUUUUUGCUUUUAUAUUUUUGCCAUUACAUGUGAAGGGCAGUCUCCUCCUAGUGUAGGUCUUUUGCAAGGCCCUAUGGUGAUGGAAAUACUAAAUGAAGGAAUAAGUUUGGGCUAAUGCACCGACCAUAUCUUUAGGUCUUUCUGAUCUGAUCAUACAGUUGUUCUGAUCUUUUGGGUGACAUUUAGUAGUGGGGUGUUGUGGGCUGCUUCUCUUAUCUCCCCUCUCCCCAGUCCUUUGUUUCCUUCCCCUCUGCAUUCUUCACCAUUCUUUUUUUUUAUUCUCCCAUUCUCAGAUACUUCUCCAAUAUAAGUAAUGCCAACCGGUAAGUCUUCUGUGGCUUGGUCUUGAGCGAAUGUGACUGUAAAACGAAAAGGAGGAGAGAUUCCAGCAAUUCAUAGCACGCGUUUUGGGUGCUAGAACGACCUGAAAUAUUUCUCAGAGCAGUGAGUAAGAUCUUUUUUUCAUAACACAGUGAGUGAUAUGUCAUGAAUUAGAUGCUGUGCUGCCACCUUGAUCCCAGGAGUGCACACGUUAGCCGUGAACGUGUAGGCAUUUUUAGCGAGCAUCUACCUUUUCACAGAUUCCUCUUGUUUUGUGAAGUGCAUCAGUAGAAAAUAAUGAAGAAAAAUUUUAGGUGAUUCUUUUUAAUAACCUGCAUGAAGAAGUCCAACUAGAAGUAAGGACAGUUGGUGGAGAAAAAAAUCUAUAUUUGUGUUUACUAUGCUUAAACCUGGACUUCAGGUGAGGUCAUGGUCAUCAGAGACCUUAGUUCUAUCAGCUGUAUUUUGUUUUUGUCUUUACAACUAGACAAUAAUGUUGUUGGAAAAGAAAAGUUUGGGGAAGAAAGAGGAAUUGCAGAAGAAGUGUCUUGGAACAAUUUUCUCACUUAUGUCUUCAGCCACUUUAAAAAAAAAAAAAAAAAAACAACACAAAAACAGUGACUUGGUUUUGGGAACUUUUUCCUUUGCUGUUCUGCUACUUGUCUCAUGCUUGUUUAGUUCUUUGCUUUUCCCUGUUUUAUUCUGCUUCCACAUACUUGUUCUCUGGCUACCUUGGAAUAAGGUGACAUAGUGGAAGCAUGAGAGAAGACAUUGGGUUUGGCUGUAGAUGGACAUCAGUAGUUGGAGAUGUCUUUCUUUUUCCAUCUCCUUAAAGUAAGUUUUCAGUCUUCCCUGGCUCACAGAAUUCAGUUUGGAAGUGAACAGGACGAAAUUCAGGCUUUUGACCUUAAAACUGUACAUAGACGAUGUAGAAAAAUGCAUUCUUCAUACUCCUUUCCCUUGCUAGGCCCCCAAACACACAGUGAGUUAUACAGAAUACAUGCGUAUGAACUUCAUGCGCAUGUUGAACUUGGUCCAGCAACGCUAUUGUUUUACCCAAUUUCUGUCUUUGUCAGCCGGUGCCCACUGAAGUGAACUCUGGAUAGGUGGUAUCCCCAGAUAUCCUCUGGAAAACUUUAACUUUGGUGCAGAUUGCUCUAAUGUAGCUGACUGCUAUGUCAUUUGCUUCUACUUUGGAGUGGACUGAUUUACCCUGAAAUGACUCUAACCUGCGUCUCAAAGCGUAGUUGGUUCCAGUGAAAACAGAUUCAUUCUGAAGUGACAGACAGUUCGGUUCUCAUGCAAAUACCUACAUCCUACCAGAAGGGGUUGAACCAGUUUCUCUGACAGUGAUUACCUUCACUGUACAAUUUUGGGUAUGUCUCAGGGAUUCCUUGUGGAAAUAAGGGCAGUUAACAAAAAAAAAAAUAAAUAAAUAGUUUUAAAAGUAAAUAAUAAUUUAAGGUAGAGCGUCAUCUAAGUGAGAGCACAAGAAAGAGAAAUCCUUGUUCAGUUUUCUAGUCCAGUGUCUGGCUUAGGGACUCUUUCUCUUCUCGGGGCUCUCAUCUCAAGUUCAACAUACAGAAUCUUUUCAUCACGCUCAGCUUUAAACUUUUUAUUUAAAGAUACCCUUCCCCAAUGAGCUUUCAGAAUACUUAUUGUAGAUUUUAAGAGAAAUGGUAUAUUAAUUUAUGCUAUUAACAUCACCUCAUAAAUUAUAAGUUUUAUACUAAAGCUGUAUUGAGUGUAAUGAAUUAUGUUGCAUAUGUGUUUUUAAUAGCUAUAAAAUUAUAUACAAGCUUUUUUGGAAAAACAAACUAGUGAAGCACCUUUUUACACUGGAUCUUUGCCGUGUCAAGGUGUACAGCUAUUCUUUGCUACCUUGCAGAUAUCUAUAUCUAUAUCUAUAUAUAGAUAUAUAUAUAUAAAUAAAAUAAAAUGGUAUCCUGUAUCAACAAAGCAUAGAACUCUUUUUAACCCUUAUAUUACUGUUCCUAUAAUUCUUUUUAAAUUUUAUUUGAGUGUUACAUUCUGCAAUAAUUUAUCUGUGGUUUGUACCUAUGAUUAGAAAUUUAGUUACAGGGUAAAUAGAUCAAAUUAAAAAAAUCCAACUACUGUAGCUGGAAGUUGUGAACCAAGUUUGUAAGACCUUUUUUUUUUUUUUUUGUAAAUGUAUUUAUUUCCAGUUAGCUCUGUGAGUUGGAAUUUGAAAAGUCAGAACAUUAGGAAUCUACAGUGUCUUAUUCAGGAAUUUUUCCCCCUCCUUUCCUCACAAAAGGAAUUCCCACUGUGACUUAUAAAUAGAAUUAGACUGCUUGUGUGCAUGUAUGUAUUAUAUAUACACACAAAAAAUAUGCAUUGGGGGGGAUGUAUGUGCGAUACGAAUGUGUAUAUUGUAUGUAGGUCAUAGUUUUGUAUAGAGAGAAGUAGUUGAGAGGUGAUGGAAUGUAUUGUAGAAAUGUGAUUAUUUAGUAGGGGGUUAUUAUGUCCUCACUGUUGUAUAAAUAACUCAAACUCUCUACUACAUAAUCUUCUGUUAUAAGGCUAACUCUGAUAUCAUGUCAAUUUUACUGUUUUUUAAAUGAGUUGCAUUGAGCCCUGUUUAAAAUGCCAUGAAAAUACCAAGUUCCCAAAGACAGCCUUUAAAUAAAAUAAAUGGGGGAGGAAAAGGGAUGGGAGAAUUGAGUGUUAUUUUUCAGAAGAAAUUCAAAUGGGAAGGUCUGUAUUUGGUGGGAUGGUGUGACAGAGGAAUUACUUUAUUUUUGCAAAUUAAUACCCGAAUUUCCCAUGGUCUGACGUAGAAAAUGUGGUCAAUCAGUUGUACUUGUGUUUUCAAAUUAGGUUGUAAGGGGUACUGUUUAUGGACUGAUCUCCAUUCUGUAAAAGUGUCUUGUUUUCAAAGUAGAUUCUUUUCUCUCCUGAAGGUCUUUGUAUGUAUUGAUUUUUGCCAAAAAAAAAAUUGCUGUUGUGGAUUGCAGAGCAAUAUAUACUUACAAUCCAGGGAAUUUCACUUGUGCUGUGAAAUUCUGAAUUUAAUUUUGGCCACUUAGCUUUUCUCAUAAUUGGAGAAGCAAAAUUUCUUUAUGGGAGUUCUCACUCAAAACUGUGAGGAAUCAGAAACACUCAUGCUUUUGCUUACUCUUCAUACUGUUCAUCAGUUACAAUAUUUAGGCUGGAGAAAAUAAAAACCUAAUUGUUAUUCAUUCAUACAGUAUCACUUAUAGUGAUGGUGAUCCUGGUGACUUUAAAAUCUGUUUAGAAAAACAGAGCUUCCAAUAUGGCACAGACUUUUUUUUUGAAGUUUUUUUUUGAAGUGCAUUUGCAAAUUGAAUGUCAAUGUUUUUGUACAUCCCCCUCCCUCCCAGUAUGUUGGUGCCCCCAGACACAGCUCUCCCCCCUACAAUUUCUUUCUUGCGCAUGUGCAUGUAUGAGUGAACAGGCAGGGAGGUGGAAGUUGUCAGAGGCCUUCUCAUCGUUUGGUGGUAAUAUGAGAGUCAGCAGCAUAAAUCUUUAUGCCUUUAUGGGGAAAAAUAGGCCCAUUUUUGUGUAUACCUGUACAGAGAGAGAUAUCUGUAUAUGAGAUGUUGGUAGCACUUUGCUGAAUGUGGACUUGCCCUCAUGAUGUACAAUAAAUACAUGUGAAUGCAAUCGAUCUAAGUCUAUAUAUACAAGCAUACAGAUAUGUAGAUGGAAUAUAUGUAGUAUCACACACACUAGUUGUAACAUGAAUAAGUGUGUGAGCUAGAGAGAGAGACUAUCUGUGUAGCCUAUGUGUAAGAGGUAAGCACUUGUGCCAAACAAGGUGGUUUUAAUUCUUCUGAAGGAUUUGGAUGACAUCAGUGAUGGGUCUGAUCUUGGUCACCAUUGGUUUUUUGUUACCUCAGCCCUCGAAGUCGAAUUUCCUUGAUACGCUUUUGCUUCUCUUUAUAUUAAUACGUGUUGAGGCCUCUCGCAAUGCUGACCUCUUCUGCUUCGCUGCUUCAUUGCCUCCAUUUCAGCUCCUCUUUGCCCCAGUAUCCCUAAAGCUUAUCUUGCUGGCAGUAAUUGGCUUUAAUGGCCCAAUCCAGCUCUUCUUAUGCGUUAGGGAAAUUCUCUUGGUGACUGUAGUGGCAGCUGAAUUGGGCCCUGAGCACUUGCUUGAUCUUAGGCAGAUUUUUCCAGACACUCAAUAGUGCUUGACCAUGGCUGUGAUUGAUUUGCAGAUGAACACGAGCUUUUCUUAGAAAACUGAUGCAAAGCUACCUAGCAUAUUAAAAGGUUAACCCAGCACCAUAAUUUAGAGGUGAAUACUCAAAACUAGAAAAACAAAUCAUCUGAAAAAGGUCUUAAAUUUUCAGCCCCAGGGAGAAAAGGGAGCUCAGUAUGUGUUUCCCGUAAGGAAAGCAGCAAUCAGAAGGCAGCCUUGUGCUGUGUUCCGAGCAGUGGUGGUGUCAUCAAACAUAUCAAGAGAAACACAGCUCGUUACAUUUUAUCAUUAAACAUUUUAAAAUGAGCUGCGGAGUUGACCAUUAGCAUGCUAGUACUUUGCAUCUCAUGUGUAUUGAAUGAUUUUGCUUAUGCAAGAAAAUUGUGUUAAGUAUUUUAUUUUCUGUUUUCUGGCUAAAUUGAGUUCCCAUAUCCUUUUAGCAGAAAGCAGCUGUCAGAAACCUGCUCAGUCACAUGUAAGCACUGUUGAAACUCAUAGCUAGCUUACGUUUCAGUUUCAAUGGAGAGCGCUGUUCCAGUUCUGUCAUCGAGCCCUUCCUGCAUUCCACACUUUCAGUCUGGGUAUGGCACUAUUUUCUUGGCCACAAUUCAGCCAUGGAAUUUUUGUCUUCCUUGCAUUUCCAUUAGAAAAAGGUAACUGAUGUACUGUUCCAUCUGAGCUUUCAUGCAAUCAUACAUGACAAUUUCUAUGAUACAUAUGUUUGGGCGUGUGUAUGGGUAUGUCUGUGUACUGUGUGUGUAUAAUACAUAUUUAUAUGCACACAUAUAUUACGCUAUUUCAGUUUAUGUAUGUGGAGAACAUACUCAUUGGUUCUCUCCUGAUAUAUACUCAUGCAUACGUAUAUUAAAUAUGUAUAUAGAGUGUAGAUGUCCUGCAUAUACAUGUGUAUAUGUUAUGAACCUUGGUUGGCAAUUUUUUUUAUUUUUAUUUUUUAUUUUUUUACUUUUUACAAGUUGCUGGCCCUUAUGAAAUAUUUUCACUGAGGCUGCAUUAUAUAGAAGAAAUGGAGAAAUGUGUUAUCAAAGUUUUAUUUUAAAAAGGAGACUUAAUUAUCUAAAGCCAUUUGUAAUUGUCUUUUGAAUUUUUACUAGGAGGGUUGUUAUUAAAAAAGAAGAAAAAAAAAAAGAAAAAGGAAAAGAACAAAAACAAGCAGACAAGCCCUUACUCCCACCAUCACUUAGAUGGUCAUAAGAAAGAAAUGGAAAAACAAAUUCCUAAGUAUUUAUUUCAUUCAGGGUUUUCUGAGGCAUACUAUAAUCACAUUCUGCCCCAUCCCCCUUUUGUUCAAAUAGAAUUAAUGAUUCAUGGUGUCUUUUACACAGCUUUCCCCAUUACUUUUCCCCAUUACUUCUUAAAUCAUUGUUCACCUACUAAAUUUAGUAGUACUGAUAGAACUAAGGAGAUCUUAUUUCUUCUGUCCUUUCCAGGAAAAAUACUAGUGCAUCACUAUUGUGUUACAUUUUAACAUACUUUGUGGAGGAUGGAUGUUUUUAUGAAGAUGUCUGUAACAAGUCUUUAACUUAUUUAAUGUGAGAAGCCUUCAUUGGAAUCUGUUGUUUGUUUCCAAAGAGUUUCUGCAACUGUUUUUUCACCAUCAUACUAGGUAGUUAUUCCCUUCUUAUUUGAUGCCUGAGGUUUUAGGGUUUGGGUUUUAUCAUUGUGUAUGUUUUUUUUUAAUUUGCUUUGCUUUGUUUUUAAAUUCCCCAAAAUAUUUAUCUGCAAGUGGAGAAAAACAGAUGUCAGAGUCCCAACCAAUAUCCUUUUUGCAAUUAACAAUAAAUAUCUUUGUCCUAGGUUUAAUGAAAGAGAAGGUGGCAAAUGGACAAUCUGAAGUGCUUUAGAGGGAAUGGUCACUCUUUUUAAGGCUGUCUCAGAGAAGUUUGUGUUUGGUGUCAUUUUAAAGGUAGCUUGAUCACACUUCGAUAUCAGAAACAGCCUUGUAACAAAGAGCCUCGUACAGUUGUUUGGCCACUAGAGUUAAAAGCAUAAAGUUGCAGUGGGAAAGCAAAGGUGAGGCAGUGUAAUUGAACCAGUGAAUUGUAGCUUGCAAACGUAACUGAUUUUGAAGUAACUGCAUGGUAGCAAGGAUUAGCAGUCUCUUACACCCCUUCUUUGUUCCCUUUCAUCCCUGACAUGUGUUCAGCAUACCGUACAUUGGGAAAAAUAAACAACUUGCUACAGCAAAGCUAAAUCCACCUAAUGACUGCUUAAAGGGAACAUACAAACUUGCAUGGCCGCAUCCCGUACCGCGGUGUUAGCUGGAAGACCAGCUAAUGGGCACAGAAAGCCCAGUUGUGUCUGCUUCUGUGGACGUGUGCCGCUUUUGGAGAGAGCAGAGCAUGGGGGUGUCUGAGGAGAGCGGUCACUCGGUGCAGUCCCAGCAGCGACAGCAGCUCCUGGCGCUGCUCCUGGUGCCAGAGCGCUCGCCAACAGCACUCCAGGGGCGGGCAGGAGAGCUCCUGUUUGUACUUUCCCUUUAAAUAGGAAAAGUUGGCUCACGUGUUCCUCAUACUUCUCAAUGAAUGUACUGUAUUACCAUAAAAAAAAAAAAAAAUCAAUGAAAUGAUAAUAGAUUGGUCUCCUUUUGUUAUCUGGUCCUUGUUUAAUUUGUUUAAGGGUUUUUGUAUACAAAAGUUUACAUUUUUAUGUAUAUUUUUCUUGUGUAAAAACUGAUGUAAUAUGUGUAUAAAACACUGUAUGUAUUAUCUGUAUAUAGUGUGACAAAAUGAUUUUCUUUCUUUCUUUUGGAUGUAUUAAUAAAACUUGCUGUGAA
Molecule: messenger RNA, 15857 nt
Organism: Cygnus olor (mute swan)
Lineage: Eukaryota; Metazoa; Chordata; Aves; Anseriformes; Anatidae
Gene: INO80D
Product: INO80 complex subunit D
Cellular component (GO): nucleus
Source: RefSeq, a predicted model, not a curated record